UAUCUUAAGAAAAAAGGAAUUUCAGUUUUAUAGUCCUAGCUUAAUCAAGAGAAUGAAUGAGGAAGAAGCUGCUCUGCUCUGAUGUAGUUCACCUUCAGAACAUGCUGGAAGCAAGCUUGUGCCAAAAGCAGCUCACAAAGGAUGCACGUAUACUGAAAAAAUGAGUGAAUGGAAGGUUAAGGCCCUGAUGUUGUCCUAGUGCUGUUCCUGUACCUCAAGUCAGUAUGUCAACGAAAUCCAAGGCCCCGCUUUCCUUGUCCGACUGCCUCUGCCAAAUUUGCAUGGAGAUCUUUGUGGAGCCUGUCACGCUGCCGUGCAGCCAUACCCUCUGUAAUUCCUGCUUCCAGAUGACCGUGGAAAAGGCCAGUCUUUGUUGCCCCUUUUGCAGGCGUCGAGUCUCUUCCUGGGCACGGUACAAUACCCGCAGAAAUACACUUAUCAACUGGGAAUUCUGGGAGAAGAUUCAGAAGAAUUACCCGGAGGAGUGUGAGCGCAGGAUUAACGGACAGGAUUUGGAUGAGGAAAUCUGUGUCCCCAAACCACAGCACCAGCUGAGCAAGCCUGGGGAGCUGAGGCAGGAAUACGAAGCAGAGAUUAGUAAGGUGGAGGCAGAAAGGCGAGCGCACGAACAGGAGGAGAACAAAGCGAGUGAGGAAUACAUCCAGCGGCUGCUGGCGGAGGAGGAGGAGGAGCAUAGGUUGGCAGAAGAGAGACGGAAGGAGAUGGAGAAGCAGCUGAAGCAAGAUGAAGAGCUGGCCUGGCAGCUCAGUAACAGUCUGAAUGAGGAUCCCGUGGGACACGUGCCUGGCAGCCCAUCACCAGCCCACAGCCUCUCCCUUCAGACAUCCCCACUGAACCUGGGCAGCAAACCAAGAAACUCUGGAGACAUUCAGAAGUAUCUGUCUCCAAAGAAUUACAGUGUGCUGGGAUCAGCAUCGUUCUCCAGUACCACAGGAGGAGGAGGCAGAAGCAACUCUAACUCUGCGGAGACCAACAGCAAUGAAGGCAGUAGUUCUGCUCUGCAGGAUGAGCAAGAGGAAAUGCCAACCCUGUCUCCACAGCUGACCAGUGUAAAUAAGGAUUCUGGUGCUAAGGAUUCAUUUUUGGAAUCAUGUAUGAACUAUUUCAGUGCCUCAGCUUCAGGUGAAACUGACACUGUCAAGCAGGAAAAAACACCAGGACCAAACGGUUUAGAAGAUGGAGUUUCAGAUACACUUCAUGGAACCACAGAAGGGGAGGGGUCUAGGACGGUUCUUUUUAGAUCCAAAGGAGAUGAUGAUGGAACUGCGUCAGACAGUGGCAACUUAACACAUGUCCAGAGGGUAGACCUUGAAAAGUCUGAUGAAACUUGUACCUCUGGUGAGUUAGGAAUGAGUUGUGUGAUGUCUGAUAGCCAGACUGUGUUGCAUGAUCUGGGGAAGGAGGCUGGACACCCAGGUGAAGACACACUAGAGAGGCCACAGAACUCUAAGGAGACUCCCAAAAGGAAGUUACUGGAGGCUCCAGCUAAUGCCAUCAUUGAUUUGGGCAUGCUUGAUAAGAGGAGAAGAACCCUUUCAGAAAGUGUAGAAGACCAAGGAGAUCAGAUGAAUGACUUUAACUUGCAGACACAAAGAGCCUUUGAGCGGGAGUUCUAUGAAAGGCGCAAGCAGGAGGAGCAGGACAGGCUUCUGGCUCUACAGCUGCAAAAGGAGCUCAACAAGGAGGAAAGGACACUUAACCGACAGAAGGGCUCUCCAGACGAGUAUCUGCUGCGCACCAAGCCACCCCGCUCUCUGAAAGACUCUUCUGCCAGGAAGGGAAAUUCCAAGGUGGCAAAAGACUCAAAGGGAUCAAAAACACAGGCUGAAGCCAGUCACCACAAGACUCGGAAAGGUUCCUGCAAUGAAAACUGGCAGUCUCCUGCCAGGGUCCGCAUGAAAUCCCCCAGCACCAAGGAAGGGAAGGUUUUGAAUUGUGUGGUUAAUACCAGUGACACAAAUGAUAUUUGUUCACUGCCUAAGACCAAACAAAAGACAAUCCUGCAGAUGUUUAAAAGCCCUGUUGCAGAGUAGAUCAGAGCCAUGGACACAUGGUGGAGUGGGAAUGGGAACUGUGGUGAUGUUCUCCUGUGCUAGGCAAAGCUUCCCUAAGCAGUUUUGAUGGUUGCUUUGGAGAGGAGCCACUUUAGACAGCAGUGCUGUGAGUUCUGAGAAGUUUUAGUAACAUACACCUCCAGAAUGUAACAUUUUUUUGAUUUUCUUUUCUUGAAUAUUAUUUUCUAGCACUUGAAGCACUUCUUGCAGGAAUUGGAACAUUUCUUAUUUUCUAAGCUUGCAUUUAUAUGGUUUGGACUGUGAAUACCGGUAGUGUUGGAAAACAAGGAUAACUGAUGGUCUGAUCUAAAAAUGAGAAUUCAAAGCCUUUAAUGGAUGCACAUUCCAUGGAGGAAACAAGUGAAAAAUGAGUCUGUAUUCCCAGCUAGCUGUCAGCUGAAGGGUUGAAGCUUCCCUCAGCACAGCCACUGUUCUGUAAAUUGAAGCACAUUGCUGGAAUUUGUUUCUGGAAUUGCAUUGUUGGCCCACCCAUUAACACGAGUGUAACCAGACAGCCACUCUUUCCCUCUCAUAUGCUAACCCCUCCCUUGGACAAAGAAAAGAGAAACAGGUCAUUCUCCACUGCCAAAGCCAAGCAUCUUCCAUGGAUGCCCAGGCUGUGGGCUCCAAUUCACCUCUUAUUCACAGAGAUUCCUCCUGCAGAUCCCAUUUUCCCUGUUGUUAAGAACAAGAUACUUCUGUUUUCUUAUUGUUAAUGUUCUGCAACUCUAUUCUUGUACAAUAGUGUUACUAUAUUUAAUGCUGUUUAAUUUUCAUACUCACACUGGUUUAUGUGAUUAAAACAAUGGUCCAGAAGCCAGAUAUGAUGGAGAAAGUUAAAAGAGAAAGAAGCAACUGAAAAUUGGAGUUGUCGGUAAUGACAUAACUGUAAUUAGAGAUUCACAUAUCUGC
Messenger RNA from Poecile atricapillus (Black-capped chickadee), 2987 nucleotides. It is a transcript of the gene RNF168, whose product is annotated as ring finger protein 168. The record is from RefSeq and is a predicted model, not a curated record. The coding region runs from base 225 to 2054 and encodes 609 amino acids. Gene Ontology annotation, cellular component: site of double-strand break; nucleus. Gene Ontology annotation, biological process: protein ubiquitination; double-strand break repair. Gene Ontology annotation, molecular function: nucleosome binding; ubiquitin-protein transferase activity. Lineage: Eukaryota; Metazoa; Chordata; Aves; Passeriformes; Paridae. The transcript has 7 exons.